AUGAGUGGUCAAGGAUUAAGCCUUCCUCCUUCUAAUGCCUCAUUAAGAGAAGAAGAGGCAGCAGAAUUACAAGGAGGAGAUAUGGCAUUAAAGAUACAACUUGCUAAUGAUACAAAACAACUCAGUGUGAAGUGCAGCAGCGAGGUUGGCUACGUAAAGUUAUUAUUAGCCCAACAAUUAGGAUUGGAGCCCCGUCGUCUUCGGCUGUACGCGAAGGGGCCAACAGGAGAAAAGUUGCUGCUUAUAGAUCCUAUGUCUUUAUGUGAUUAUAAGGAACUUGCUGCUCCUGCUGCUACUGUAUAUGCAGAGAUUGAUGAAUAA
Molecule: messenger RNA, 321 nt
Organism: Eimeria maxima
Lineage: Eukaryota; Apicomplexa; Conoidasida; Eucoccidiorida; Eimeriidae
Exons: 2
Coding region: 1-321 (106 amino acids)
Source: RefSeq, a predicted model, not a curated record